This is a messenger RNA of Aspergillus calidoustus, 1326 nucleotides long. Lineage: Eukaryota; Fungi; Ascomycota; Eurotiomycetes; Eurotiales; Aspergillaceae. The record is from the annotation of a GenBank genome assembly.
AUGCCUAAAAAGUCCAAGAAACUUGUUGCCACUGUGGCCGACGACCAGCCCAAGAGUAUCCCAGCCUUCUACUGUUGUUACUUGCUUCGGUCGACUGGCACUGGCUGUAAGACGCAGACAUGGUACGUUGGGUCAACUCCGGACCCUGCUCGCCGUCUCUCUCAACAUAAUGGGCUUUCCAAGGGUGGAGCUAAAAGGACGGCAAAUGACAACAGACGGCCAUGGGAGAUGGUCAUGUUUGUAGAGGGCUUUCCAAGUCGUAUUGCGGCUUUACAGUUUGAAUGGGCAUGGCAGCACCCUGCCGCUACUCGCCAUAUUGGACCGGAUCUCGAAGAUGACGAAGAGGAACAGGAGGGCCAAGAAGGUGCCAAAGACGCUAAGAAGGCGACGAAAAAAGGGAAGCCAAAGACGGCAACAAAACGCAAGACCAGAACAAAGGCGCAGGAUGAAUAUCAAGGUGCCGAUGAGAAACCGAAGAAGAAGAGGAAACCACCUGCUCGCCGUACUCGAAUGUCGAUGAAGGCCCAUCUAGAAGAUCUGCAUCUUCUACUGCGCUCAGCCUACUUUGGCAAGUGGCCUCUUGCCGUACGAUUCUUCGCCGCGGAUGUUGCGCAGGCCUGGAGAGUCUGGUGUGACCGUGUGGAUGGAACAAUUCCAACGCAUAUCAAAACCAUUCUGGACGGAAAUUGCGUGGAUCUAUCGGUCGACUCGGGGAAUCAGGUGAAAUUUGGAAGUGUCAAGGACAUCAAGCCUAACUACACACAUAUUCAGGGUUACCUAGAAAAGGCGACAUCUCUAUUGAGCGACCUUGAAGGGUCGCAGUGCAAUAUAUGCGGAUCCCAGUUUCAAGGGCAAGAGCUGGUUGUUGUCUGCCCACACGCGAGCUGCAAUUGUACUACCCACAUCCUCUGCUCAUCAACGCAUUCGAGUACUACUAGCAAUCCUGACAGCUUGGUGCCACUGACUGUGGAGUGUCCUGCGUGCUCGCAGACCGUUCAAUGGCAGCUGAUGAUGCGCGAGCUGAGCAUCAGAACCCGAGAGAAAGAGAUAUUGCAGGAUAUGCAGAAACGAAGUGAAAAGAAGAGUCGAAGCUCCUCUAAGCAGAAAACCGGAGCGGCAGCUGUCGUUGAAGAGCCCACGACUGCGGCACUUCCCGCUUCUGAGAGGCAUGAUUCAGAUACAGAUUCCCUGGACGACUAUUGGGACAGAGUUCUUGAUUCUGGCUCGCAAAUCGACGCCAAUGAUACCACAAAGCUGGAAUACAAGGUCGACAAAAUGGAGAUAAUCAUAGAGGAUAGCGAUUUCGACGACCCAAUGUUUUGUUGA